CAUCAAAUCCUCAUCAUUGUCAACUGUGAUACCUUGUAAAUUACAACUGGAAAUAUGCAGAGCUAAAAAUUGAGAGGCAAAGAAGAAUUAAUAUGGAGAAAUAGGGCAGCCUUGUCUUAUUCCACGCGACAAAUCGUCACAGUGAGACUGUUGUUUACUCGAGAAGUGCUCGGACAAGCUCAGUUGGAUUCGUGGAUGAACGGAUAUGUGAACCGGUUCAUUAAAACGAUCCGACUCACAAAAACGAUUCGGACAUCGCUAAUUGACAGUCAGCGCACCAACCAUACGGGUAGGAACUGCCAUCUAUGCCUGUUCCACUCACCUGCUAUCCUGCCAUAGGCCUAAACGGACAAAAAUAAACGAAUGAGAAAAUACAACCAAGAACGGAGGCAAACUGAUUUUUUCCUUGGAUUGAAAUUGUUACAGUCUUUCCCGAGGGUUCGAAUGGAACGCCCGUAUUUGACAAUAACUGGGACAGGAGCGUUCAAAUGAUUAUUUAAAAUCCGUUUGACGCGCAGCGCCAGUUGUGGUAUUUUGGAGGGGGUGGAGGAGCGAGAGACGGAGGACCGCGCUAGAAACGCAGCAGUGAGAGCGGUGCUAGAGGAAAAAAAACACACACGAAAUAUUCACAGAAUCACCAGGACAAGGGAAGAAACCUAGCGGAUUCAUUCUGAAGAAUAAAAAACGAGAAACUGCGUAUUGCGGGCUGUCCUCUCAUAUUAAAUAAUGGUGUCCACAGUUUUUGCUGUGACACUGUUUGUCACACUGCUACACCUAACUUCAGGUGCCUCUUUAGGGACAUCAGACACUGAGGCUCCUCCCACCGUGACCUCUAGUCCCCGCCCAUUGGGAGAACUCAUCCAUGCUGCACUUCUGAGUAAGGAGUACCUGGGCCACACCCCUAAUAGCAGAGGUACAACUACUAACCCCACCCAGGCCGUCCCGUCCAUCAGAGAAUCAGAACCCUCCUCCACAGUGAUGUCACCAGGAAUCCUCACUACAGCAGUGACCUCAUCGGCUGCACCUCAUGCAGGCCAAUCAGGUUUUGGGAGUGCUGUGACAUCACCACCAGCUGAGGAGGAGACCACAACUACACUAAUUACUACAACAACAAUAACAACAGUGCACACACCAGUUCAAUGCAAUGCCAGCCUGUCAGGAAUGGAGGGAAUAGUCGAGUCCCCUGAUCCGCUCUCAUCCUCAUCCCCCUUUUCCCCAUUGGAGUGCACCUACAGCAUCACGGUGUAUCCUGGAUAUGGGGUUGAGAUACAGGUAAAGAAAGUAAACUUGUCCAAGGAGGAGUCACUUACCAUUCUGGAGCUGGGUGGGACAGCUCCUGAGCUUUUGGCCAAUGAGACACUAAUGAGCGAAGGUCAGGUGAUUCGUAGCUCAACCAAUCAAGUGCAGAUCCACUAUAAGAGUCUGAAGCAAGCCAAUCAUGGUGUUUUCAGCUUUCACUAUCAAGCGUUCCUCCUGUCCUGUUCAUUCCCCCUCUCCCCUGAGGGCGGUGGAGUGACUGUAACUGACAUCCAUCCUGGUGGUCAGGCUCACUUCCAUUGUGAUCCAGGAUUUGAGGUCAGAGGUCAUGAGGUUGCAACCUGUUUGAACUCCACCCGACCCAAAUGGAGCACCCCAGAACCACAGUGUGUGGCUGUAUCCUGUGGAGGAUGGAUUAGAAAUGCUACUGUUGGCCGCAUCCUCUCUCCAACCCUCCCCUCUGCAAGUAACCAUAGCAGUGGUAGCAACCUGAGCUGUCACUGGCUGCUGGAAGCCAAGGAAGGCCAUAGGCUCCACCUUCAUUUUGAGAGGGUGGCUCUUGAUGAAGAUAAUGACAAGCUGAUUGUGCGCAGUGGGAAUAGCUCUACAGCUCCUCUCCUCUUUGACUCGGAUCUGGAUGACGUUCCAGAACGAGGCUUUGUGAGCGAGGGAAUGUCUCUCUAUGUGGAGCUCACAGCAGAUUCCUCCUCCAUCCCACUGCUGCUGGCACUCCGCUAUGAGGCUUUUGAUGGGGAACAUUGUUAUGAGCCUUACCUGCCUCAUGGGAACUUCAGCAGCAGCGACAUCACCUUCCCACUGGGUACUGUAGUAACCUUCUCAUGCUCUCCUGGUUUUGUCAUGGAGCAGGGCUCAGGAGUUAUGGAGUGUGUUGACCCCAAUGACCCUCACUGGAAUGAGAGUGAACCUGUCUGCAGAGCUCUGUGUGGCGGAGAGCUCACGGACCCAGUGGGAACAGUGUUGUCUCCUGACUGGCCACAGAGCUACUCUAAAGGGCAGGACUGUGUGUGGCAAAUACAUGUCAGCGAGGACAAACGCAUCGAAUUGGAUGUACAAAUUUUGAACAUCCGCCAUAAUGACAUCCUCACUCUAUUUGAUGGUCAUGAUCUGAUGUCACAUGUGAUUGGACAGUACCUGGGCUCAAGAGAGAGGUUCAGGGUUGUAUCAGGAGGUUCAGAGGUCACCAUUCAGUUUCAGAGUGAUCCCGAUGACUCUACGUUUAUACUGAGCCAAGGCUUCCUCAUUCACUACAGAGAGGUGGAACCAAAUGACACUUGCCCUGCCCUUCCGCAAAUUGAGUUUGGCUGGAGCAGCUCCUCCCACCCGUCUCUGGUGAGAGGCAGUGUGUUAACCUAUCAGUGUCAGCCUGGUUAUGACAUUGUCGGCUCUGACAUCAUCACCUGCCAAUGGGAUCUAUCCUGGAGCAACAACCCGCCCACCUGUGUGAAAAUCCAGCAGUGCCCUGACCCAGGAGAAGUGGUCAAUGGAGCACGCUCAGUACAUCCGGAGUCUGGUUUUGCUGUGGGAACCGUGGUACGCUUCACAUGUAACCAAGGUUAUCAGCUGGAAGGCCCGAGCCAGAUCUCUUGCCACGGCAGAGACACCGGCAUGCCCAAAUGGAGCGACCGCAGCCCAAAGUGUGUCUUAAAGUAUGAUCCAUGCCCAAACCCGGGCGUGCCGGACAACGGCUACCAGACUCUGUACAAGCACAGUUACCAGGCAGGUGAGACGCUACGUUUCUUCUGCUAUGAGGGCUACGAGCUCAUUGGGGAAGUCAUCAUCAACUGUGUCCCAGGACACCCCUCUCAGUGGAAUAGCCCACCACCCUUCUGUAAAGUGGCCUAUGAAGGGUUACUGGACGAUCAUAAAUUGGAGGUUUCUCAGUCAUUAGAGGCAUCUCAUCAAAUGCUGAGUGAGAACAUUGCAUUGGCCAUCAUCCUGCCAAUCAUUCUGGUCAUCCUUCUGAUUGGUGGAAUCUACAUGUACUACACCAAUGUGUGUAGGUGGCAGUGGAAACCAUUGUUCUGGAAGUCUCUCUCUCACACCCACUCCUACAGUCCUAUUACAGUGGAGUCUGACUUUAACAACCCUCUCUAUGAGGCAGGGGACACACGAGAGUAUGAGGUGUCCAUCUGAGACAGGAGUCUUCAAAUGAAUCCAAAUUGUGGGUGAAUGAAAAGGAGAAGAAAAGGAAGGAUACUGUUAUUUUUCUCUCUUUCCACAAGACAUUCAUUUGUUUUAUUCAGUUAAUUACAACACAUUAAUCCCACUCUACACAGUCUCUCUCUCCUCUCUCUUGGUCGUUUCACUGAUGUUUGUGCUUUACAAGUGCGUGUGCUUGUGAGUUUAUACAGGUGCCUCUGUAUGUUAGCUUGUGUUUACAUGUGUGUGUAUGUUAUUGGUAUCAGAGUAAUGAAGUACUGAAAGUAACAACAAAAUUGUUGUAAGUACAUAUUGUAUGAUUUCUACAGUCAGGCAUGUUUUGUAACAGAAGGCUUUGUGCCUUAAGGACUGUAAAAUAGUGAAGGAUUGAAAGAGAACAAGAAAGUGAGAUGGCAGAGAGAGAGAACGAGAGAGACUUUGACAGAAGUGAGACAAAGUACACAUACGUAUAUAAUCCGAAAUACAGAAACUAUACUCUCAUGUUCCCAUGUUUGUAUACAGGUACAUGGCCACACAUUCAUAUACAUACACAUGAUGACAAGAACAUAUUGAAUGUAAAUAUUUUGAUUGAAUAUUGAGUAUACAAAACAGAUUCAGUGCCAAAAUACAUCCCAUAAUGUGACGCCACUUCAUGUUUCACUGGUUGCCAUAGUAUUUCUCACAUUAUUAUGUAAUAAUGAGGACAAUGCCAGCAUUUCAUAUUGUUCUUUGCUGUUUCUUAAAAAUCUAUUUCUGCUUGAUGUUGAAUGACCAUGUUUCAGAGGAGCGGAAUGUCCUCUCGCUUACGGCACGCAACGAUUGUAUAUUUUACCGCUUCAGCUUAGGAUUCAUGAUCAAUUAUACUUACUGUCAUUGUUAUCAGAGUUGAUGUUGUUGCAUAUGCACUAUGUUGAGGAAAAUAUAUACAGAAAAAAAAACUGCUUGCUGUGAUGCAGUAAUCGAAUUGAAAUGCUUUUUAUAAAUUGCAAUUUUUUAUUUAUUUAUCUCAUGGUUUAUUGUUAAUAUGCAGUGAGUUUCGUCUUUUCCACUGUGCCAUUACCAGAGCCCAUGUUGUGGAGGGCUUUGUUGCAUUAUAGUAUUACUUGAUUGUUAUUUAUUUAUCAACAUAAUAUACUUGUCAUGAAGACAUUUAUUUGCUGAGAUUUAAGAUUAAAUAAAAGUCUCUGUUGGAUGGUGAA
This is a messenger RNA of Ctenopharyngodon idella (grass carp), 4616 nucleotides long. It is a transcript of the gene sez6l2, whose product is annotated as seizure related 6 homolog (mouse)-like 2. The record is from RefSeq and is a predicted model, not a curated record. The transcript is spliced from 19 exons. NCBI's taxonomy places the organism in Eukaryota, Metazoa, Chordata, Actinopteri, Cypriniformes, Xenocyprididae. Gene Ontology annotation, biological process: synapse maturation. The coding region runs from base 727 to 3411 and encodes 894 amino acids. Gene Ontology annotation, cellular component: endoplasmic reticulum; neuronal cell body.